AUGGCGACGGAGAAUAAGCGCAAGUCGCAGCAGAGCCAGGGUCAGGAUCACCAUGGUUUUGGGCCGUCGGGGACAGUUAGCUUGGAGAAGGCCCUCAGCUCAGCCAUUGGCGCUAGAAUUCGCGUAACCACGACGCAGCCGGCCUCGGUGACGGUCGAAGGAACGCUGUUCACUGCCUGUCCCAUUACCAAUAUAAUCGCUAUCAACACCAGCGCCAACAUACCAUCUACAGGCAGCUCGUCGCCUGUUCUCGCCCUCUCGCAGCCAGGGGACUUCACUAUACUCCCCGUCACCCGCAUCCACAGUUUCAACCUGCUCUCUCUCGCCCCAGACUCGCCCUCAUCGCCUGGUGGGCCCUUCACAUCCGCCCAACCCGCCAUCUACCCGCUUGACAUCCGGGCGCUACGGACCCGCGAGACUAACGCCAUCACCCGUCAAAAGGACCAUGACUCCUCGAGGGGUAAGGGAGUGUCUAAGGAGGCUCAGGACCUGUUUGAUGCAUUCAAGCGGACAAUGCCAACUCAUUGGAGCGGGACUAGCAUUGUCGUUGCUGACUCGGUAGUGAUUGCUGCUCCGUAUGGCGUGGGCGAUUGUAAGACUCUUAACUUGGCUGGCAGAGACGAGGUAGCCGGUACUGCCCUCACCAGAGUGCGCAAAGUGCUCGAGAUGGAACGAAAGAAGAUUGAGCUCCGCCGGGCAAGCACGGCAAUGGCAAAGUCAGUAAACUUUCCUAAGAAUAAUAACAGCAACUACAACGUCAACAGCAGCAGCACUAGAGACGCAGUGCUGCUGCAGCCACACCACGCGACCCUCGUUCGGGCCGUUGCAGUUCCUAUCCGCAGCAAUGCACCGGCGAGCAACUCGCCUGGCGGUCAGAGGAAAGGGGGAUAA
Molecule: messenger RNA, 891 nt
Organism: Trichophyton rubrum CBS 118892
Lineage: Eukaryota; Fungi; Ascomycota; Eurotiomycetes; Onygenales; Arthrodermataceae
Exons: 4
Coding region: 1-891 (296 amino acids)
Source: RefSeq, a predicted model, not a curated record